This is a messenger RNA of Chelonia mydas (Green sea turtle), 2467 nucleotides long. RefSeq names its product zinc finger protein 777. The record is from RefSeq and is a predicted model, not a curated record. NCBI's taxonomy places the organism in Eukaryota, Metazoa, Chordata, Testudines, Cheloniidae. The transcript is spliced from 5 exons. The coding region runs from base 419 to 2191 and encodes 590 amino acids. Gene Ontology annotation, molecular function: RNA polymerase II cis-regulatory region sequence-specific DNA binding; DNA-binding transcription factor activity. Gene Ontology annotation, biological process: regulation of transcription by RNA polymerase II.
UCUGCAAACUCCUGAGACCCCCCUGGGACGGAUCCGUGUGUUUCCCAUCCUCCUAGUGCUCCAUGUUACCGCCCCCUGUGGGGGGGGGGAUGCUAUCUUAGCGGGUUUAGGGCAGUGUCCACAAAAAAGAUUUACUAAAAUUAAAAUGAACAGCUGUAAAAACAUGCCUGGGAUUAGGUAGAUGUGCAAUUAUUUCUCUGGCUUCAAAAUAGAAAAUAGCAGGCAAACCAGCAGGCUGGACGUUGAAAUCUCAGAUGCUCAGGCUAUGGUCUAAGAAAUCUACCCCCGCCCUUUGUCUGUCAGUAAGGAACUGACUUAAGCUACAUGGAUAUAGGGCACUUUUACAUUGAAGUCAAAGUGCCCUCACAUGGGGGCUGCAGUUUCUUAACUGAUUUAGUUGAAUUGGUACAAUGAUCUCAUGGAGACAAGGGCUGGAGGAGACUCUCCUAGGUUGGACCGAGACCUCAAUUCUCUCAAUUUCUGUCCUUGCACCCAGGCUCGGGAAUGGGACAUGGAGUCCCUGCACUCGGCUCCUCUGCAACCCCACAUUGUCCCCAAGCAAACUGCUGUGGGAGAAACCCAGCUGCAAACUGCAGAGAUCUCCCUGUGGACUGUAGUGGCUGCUAUUCAAGCCUUGGAGAGGAAGGUGGAUUCCCAUGCCUCACAGUUACUGAGUCUGGAGGGCAGAACAGGGACAGCUGAGAAGAAAAUAUGUGGCACAGAAAAAGGAAUGAUGGAGUUUAGUAACCAACUAGCCAUGCUGGGAUCUCUGAUCCAGGAAUAUGGACUGAUGCAGAGGAGGCUGGAGAACAUGGAAAACCUGCUGAAGAACAGGAACUUCUGGAUCCUGAGGCUUCCCCCAGGCACUAAGGGAGAAGUCCCCAAGGUGCCAGUGACAUUCGAUGAUGUUUCCGUCUAUUUCUCCAAGCAGGAGUGGGGGAAACUGGACGAUUGGCAGAAAGACCUUUACAAGAAUGUGAUGAAAGGCAACUAUGAAUCAUUGAUCUCGCUGGACUACGCCAUCUCCAAACCUGACCUUCUGUCCAGGAUUGAACGGGGGGAGGAGCCGUGUGGGGGGGCUCAGGAAGACUCUGAGGAGAGAGUGAUCCCGAUGGAGCCUAGCACAGAAUCACUGAGCCUUACUCAUGAUACUGUAUCGUGGGUAAAACAAGAAGACCUGUACAUCAGGGAUCAGUGGGACUCGGAAGAGAGAGAGAUCUCUACAGAGCCCAGCACAGCAGACAACGAGGUUGUAGUCAAAGCUGAGGAGGGAAUCCCAGUGAGCUUGGAGCUGUACAGCACAUUGGCUGGACCACCAGAAGAGACUGUUUUCCAGUACCCUGAGCAGGAACCGAUCUGUGACGAUCAGGGCAACGUCAGCAUCCAGGGGGAAUACCCUGACGGGAACAGUCUGGAGGACUCUGCUGCGGGCGAGAGAGACUUCAGUAACUUCACCACGAUCAUUGUCCAGGAGGAGAGCCUCCCAGGAGAGGCGCCGUACGUCUGUUCUGAAUGUGGGAAAAGCUUCCUCUAUGAGCAGCAGUGUGUACUGCACCAGAGGAUCCAUGGCGGAGCCCACAUGCCUCCUGAGCGCAGGGAGAGCUUCAAGCAAAACCACUGUCUCAAAUCCUGCCCAGAGAUUCAGCCAGGGGAGAGACUCUAUAGCUGCCCUGAGUGCGAGCGGAGCUUCCCUCACAAGUCGAGCCUCAGCAAACAUCAGCUCUCCCACACGGGGGACCGGCCGCACACCUGUGCUGAGUGCAAGAAGAGCUUCCGGCUGAAGAUCAACCUCAUGAUACACGAGAGGAGUCACGCGGGGAAGAGCAGGGGCUCGUAUAUCUGCAACGAAUGUGGGAGGGGCUUUAACCACCAUUCGAACUUCAUUAGGCACCAGAUGAUCCACACUGGGGAGAGACCGUAUGGCUGUACCGAGUGUGGGAAAACCUUCAUGCGGAAGGAGCACCUCCUGACCCACCAGCGCCUGCACACGGGAGAGCGGCCCUACCAGUGCCCCGAGUGCCGGAAGAGCUUCACCCGGAAGCAGCACCUGGUGGGACACCAACGCAUCCACACGGGGGAGAAACUCUGGGGGACCCUGGCAGCACAGAGACGCUUGCACGACCUGCCAGGCAAAACGCACAGGGGAGAGCCUGCGUCGCUGCCCUUGAUGCACAAGGAGUUCCCCCCGUAGAUGCUGUGUUAAGUGCUACCAGGGAACUCUGGCUGGGGACAAUCAUGAUGGCAUCUGAGCAAAGGAGAGAGACCAAGGCUCUGGGUGUUGAACAGGGAACUAAAUGUCAGUGGGAUGAUCCGUGGAGAGGUCUAGGCUGCUGGUUUAUUAGCAGUUGAGUCCAUUCCCACUAGGGCAAAAAACAGCUAGGCAGGCUCAGUGCUCCCUGGGAAGCUUGUCGUUCCUUUCCUGUGUUUCUCUCUUGCUAAUUCAUCACACUAAAGGUAGUUGCAUCUU